Eutrema salsugineum is the source of this 1583-nucleotide messenger RNA. RefSeq names its product GLABROUS1 enhancer-binding protein-like 3. Gene Ontology annotation, cellular component: nucleus. The transcript is spliced from 9 exons. Gene Ontology annotation, biological process: regulation of DNA-templated transcription. NCBI's taxonomy places the organism in Eukaryota, Viridiplantae, Streptophyta, Magnoliopsida, Brassicales, Brassicaceae. The record is from RefSeq and is a predicted model, not a curated record. The coding region runs from base 149 to 1339 and encodes 396 amino acids.
GUCGAUGAAAUCUAAAAAGGCUUGCGCUUCCUCUCCGAGACUUUAGACACUGUGUUACUCGAUUCUUCUCUAGUGACGAAAAUUAGGGUUUUUUUCUUCUCCCAGAUUUCGAAAACCUCGCCAAGUUCGAUCUUUGAUCACCGAUCAAAUGGUUUCUAAGAAGCGACUUACAUGCAGAGAUGAUUCCGACGACUCAAGCUCGGAUUGCCUCGAAAUCCGACCCAGCGGCCUACCUCUGCCUUCGUCUCUUCUAACGAGGAAGCACGACGACGACAUUUCCGGUACCGAGACCAUGCUCAGGAAGAGAAAACAGGCGAAGACAAUUGCAUCUUCCUCCUCGAAGAUGAUCUGGAGCAAAAACGAAGAACUCGUUAUUCUCGGGAGUAUUGUAGACUAUGAAAAGGAAACCAAAAUGAGCUACAGAUCUGACUGGGAUGGUUUCUACGGAUAUGUCAAAGAUUUCAUAGAAGCGAACUUCUCUAAACAGCAGCUCAUGGAUAAGAUCAAGAACUUGAAGAAGAGGUUUUUAAAUAACCAGGCGAGAUCUAUCAAAGGGAAAGGACUUUCCUUUACUAAUACUGACGACGAUGAAAUCUUCAAAACGUCAAUGAUCAUAUGGGCCACAAAUGAAACAGAGCGUGCUUCUAAUGAGAAUAUCGACCAAGCCAAGGAUGUGCCUUGUGUGGAGCAUGAAAGUGCUGAUGAGAAUGAUGAGAAUAUGGACCAAGCAACUGCAAAGGUUAUUGAUUUGAAUAAGGAUGUGCCUUCUGAGGAGAAUGAGCUGGUUAAUGAGAAUAUGGACCCAGCACAGGAUGUGCCUUUUGCGGAGCAUGCGCAAGCUAAUGAGAAUAUGGAGCAAGAAAAUGAAGAUGUGCCUUACGCGGAGCAUGAACAAGUUGAUGAGAAUAUGGACCAAGAAAAUGAAGAUGUGCCUUAUGCGGAGCAUGAACGAGUUGAUGAGAAUGUGGACCAAGAAAAUGUGGAUGUGCCUAAUGCGGAGCAUGAACAAGCUAAUGAGAAUAUGGACCAAGAAAAUGAUGUGCCUGACGUGGAGCAUGAGCCGGUGAGUGACAUAACUUUGGAGAAUGGUAAAGGUGAGGACGAGGAGGGUGAGGAAGCUGGUGUGGAUGAGAUGGCUACUCUGCAGGAUGCACUUGAGGCGAUGACAUGGUAUCAGAGUUUUGGUCAAUAUCAACAGAAUCGACUGCGUCAGAAUUUAAAGAACAUUGGAGCGCAAAGAAGAAAAGAGCUAGCUGAUGAAUGGAAGGCAUUGCUUGGCGAGGAGAUGAGAUUGUAUGCCAGGAAACUGACUUUAGCCGCAAGGCUUGCAAGCGCAUGAUAUGCUUCUUGAUUCAAGGAUCAAAAAAGUUCAGCUUUUGGGUUGAUUUAGAUGUGUUAGGUUCUUGCUAUUAAUAUCUUUUGUUGUGUUCAAAGCCAUCUUUUAGACUUUCUAAUUACCGUAUGCUAAAAAAAAGUUGUGGCUUCUUUUGUCUUUAGGGUGUGAGUGAUUUUGUGUUAAUCAGUGUGACUCUGUGUUGUAUGUUUCUGUAAUGAAUGUAUAAUAUUUAGUAUCGUUUAGUUUC